UAUUUGUCUCUGAUAACUUGGUUACCCAUAGGCAAUUUACAUCUCAUUUCCCUAUAUAUAUAUACCCCCAUUCACUCUUAUGGAGUUCUUCAACAAACACAUAAUAUUGAUUUUAAACACAACAACCCCAUUUAAAGGAUUUCCAAGAAGCAAAUUUCAGAAUACAUAUACAAUGAGUUCAACAAGCAGAGCAUGGGUUGUGGCUGGAACAGUUGGAUUGGUGGAAGCGCUUAAAGAUCAAGGAUUCGCUAGGUGGAACUACACCUUGAGGGCCAUUCACCACCACGCCAAGUCCAACCUCCGGUCAAUCUCCCAGGCCAAAAAGCUGUCUUCACCAGCUGCCAUGGCUUCCAACAAACGCAUUGAUCAAUCCGAGGAGUCAUUCAGAAAAGUCAUGUACUUGAGUUGUUGGGGUCCCAAUUGAUCGAUUCUAGUGUAAUUAUAUUUUAAUGUUAGCUAGAAACUAUAUCUAAUGUUAUUUUAAUGUAUAUAUGCGAGACUAUAUAUAUGAUCAAUGAUGUAAACCGUACUAUCAUUUUGAGACUUGUUAUGAUAAGAUAUUCAAAAAUGAUCUUUUAAUUUGACUUCUA
Messenger RNA from Erigeron canadensis, 590 nucleotides. RefSeq lists its product as uncharacterized. Lineage: Eukaryota; Viridiplantae; Streptophyta; Magnoliopsida; Asterales; Asteraceae. The coding region runs from base 80 to 424 and encodes 114 amino acids. The record is from RefSeq and is a predicted model, not a curated record. The transcript has a single exon.